Otolemur garnettii (small-eared galago) is the source of this 1477-nucleotide messenger RNA. RefSeq names its product claudin 4 (gene CLDN4). The record is from RefSeq and is a predicted model, not a curated record. Gene Ontology annotation, molecular function: structural molecule activity. NCBI's taxonomy places the organism in Eukaryota, Metazoa, Chordata, Mammalia, Primates, Galagidae. The transcript has a single exon. Gene Ontology annotation, cellular component: plasma membrane; bicellular tight junction. Gene Ontology annotation, biological process: bicellular tight junction assembly; cell adhesion. The annotation marks the transcript as partial.
GUGCUGGGCUGGCUGGGCGCCAUGCUGAGCUGUGCGCUGCCCAUGUGGCGCGUGACGGCUUUCAUCGGCAGCAACAUCGUCACGUCGCAGACCAUCUGGGAGGGCCUGUGGAUGAACUGUGUGGUGCAGAGUACCGGCCAGAUGCAGUGCAAGGUGUACGACUCGCUGCUGGCACUGCCACAAGACCUGCAGGCAGCUCGCGCCCUCAUCGUCAUCUGCAUUAUUGUGGCCGCAUUGGGCGUGCUGCUGUCCAUUGUGGGGGGCAAGUGCACCAACUGCGUGGAGGAUGAAAGCGCUAAGGCCAAGACCAUGAUUGUGGCUGGUGUGGUAUUCCUGCUGGCUGGCUUGCUGGUGAUGGUUCCUGUGUCUUGGACGGCCCACAACAUCAUCCGUGACUUCUACAACCCACUGGUGGCCUCUGGACAGAAGCGGGAGAUGGGUGCAUCACUGUACAUCGGCUGGGCCGCCUCAGGCCUGCUGCUGCUCGGGGGAGCCUUGCUCUGCUGCAACUGCCCACCUCGUACCGACAAGCCCUACUCAGCCAAGUAUUCUGCCGCCCGGUCCGCAGCAGCCAGCAACUAUGUGUAAGGUGCCUCUGCUCAGCUCUGGAAUUCUGGCUUUGUUUUUUCCUGGACUGAACUCAGCGCAGCCUGUGACCCCAGGACAGUCUGGCUGUUGGGGACUGGGCAAACAGGAGACUAAGCCAGGCUGUUGGUCAGCAGUCCUCAGCUCCUUCUGGCCCAUCUAGGACACCUUCCUAAGGCCUCCUCCCACGAGCAAGAAUGGAUGCCGCCACCCUCCUCUGAAUGGCUGUGGGUACAGGGGAGAGGUGGUGAUGGGACAGCUGGCUUCUGCUGGCCAGGACAGCUUGACCCUGACCAUAGGCUCUCUGCCCAUGCCAGUCUUUGCUACCAUCCCAAUUUGACCUUCCCUACCCCCUCUGCAUGCAUCUUUGGAGACUCUAGCUCCUCUGCUGCUGUUUGUCCUAUUCUCAGGCACUCCUGUGCGACUGGGUGGGACAGUGAGUGCUGCCUAGGCUGUGCAUUGCCUGUGGCAAUUUGUGGCCAUGAGUAUGGCUGGGGCCUUACCCACCCACCUUCCAUGGAGUGCAGAGUGGAUGGACAGGUUUUGCGGGGGAAGGAUGAAGGUGGUCCAAACUGGUUUGGGGGUGGUGGCGGAGGGAGUCAGAGAAGCAACCCAGGCACCCCCAACCCUUCCAGCUCCUGCUCUGCUGCCUCAGGACCCACCCACCUAGUAGGAGGACCCUGGGCCCUUGAGACUGUCCCCUCGGAAUCUUCUGCCCUGCCAAGGACACUGGCCAGCUUGGGGAGGGCAGGAGGGAGGGGAGAAUAGUCCUACUCCAGGAAAUCCCAGGGUUUUCCCUGCCUUCUAUGUGGUUUCUGUUUUGUAAUUUAAGAUCUAUUCAUCACUGUAAUUAUUAUUAUUUUCUACAAUAAAUAGAACCUGUGCACAGGAA